Molecule: messenger RNA, 1416 nt
Organism: Cuscuta campestris
Lineage: Eukaryota; Viridiplantae; Streptophyta; Magnoliopsida; Solanales; Convolvulaceae
Source: the annotation of a GenBank genome assembly
CUCCAGGUUUUGUUUUCUUUUGUAAUGACAACCUACAUUAGGUAUUAGUCGUGGUGACGGUGUUGUCGCCAAGUAGCAACAACGAAGAGAUCAAGAAGAUCAGCAUCGGGUUCUUGAAGGUUAGGAGAUUGUUGCGUCUUUCCAUUCGUCUCCCCCUCCAGAAAGAAUGCGAACAUGCAACAUACUAUGUUGUUUAUGCAACAUAUAUAUUAUUGACUACCUCACGGUUAUCUUUGGGGUUUUUACUGUUGGGACUGCGCGUGCCCUCACCCCAACCCCGCAUUAGUAUGAUAUUGUCCGCUCUGGGCCAAGCCCUCACGGAUUUGUUUUUGGGCACCUCCCAAAAGGCCUCAUACUAAUGGGGUUGGGUGAACCUAUAUAUUUUGGUCCAUUUUUACUUCUCCCUCCGGUGUGGGACUUGGAGGAAUCCCAACAAACCUCCCCUCAUCCAAGGACCACACAACUUCCGACCUCCCCUCCAGCGGUAAUCCCUUUUUUUUUCUCUUUAUCUGCUAACCAUCUUGCACCGCCGCACACUCUUUGCGGGACACGCCGCCCGACCUCCUGUCGGGAAGACUUUCGACGCAAGGCUCGAACCGCAGAUCUUUCCUUCGCUGGGCUACACCAUUUGAUCCACCAAAUCAUCUUGUACCGCCGUGGCUAUAACUUCACGGGACACGCCGCCCGACCUCCUCUCGUCGGGAAGACUUUCGACACAAGGCACCACCUGCAGAUCCUCUUUCUUGGUCUUGGUCCUAGUUACACCGUCACACCGAGAUUUUUUCCACACUGCACAGUCCGCUACUCCCGCCCGCAAGAACCUGGGCUCCGAUACCACAUGUUGGGACUGCGCGUGCCCUCACCCCAACCCCGCAUUAGUAUGAUAUUGUCCGCUCUGGGCCAAGCCCUCACGGAUUUGUUUUUGGGCACCUCCCAAAAGGCCUCAUACUAAUGGGGUUGGGUGAACAUAUAUAUUUUGGUCCAUUUUUACUUCUCCCUCCGGCCAAUGUUUGGUUCUCUUGCGAUGGACUAUGGGGAACUCUCUCUCUUAGAAGGAUAUAAAAUAUCGAUCAACCACGUUUGGUCCGACAUUGUUUGUUGUGUUGCUCUCGUUGAGCGCAAGAUUAAAUUGCUACGUGUGCAUUCCAAGCUUAUUAGAAAGAAAAAAAUGCAUGAGGUUGUCAGCUCGGUUCGGGCAAAUAAAAACUGGAAAAAAUGACGCCUUUGAGACAUUCUACGACAUAACAAAACCAUCUAAAAUAUAAUAUAUGUAUUACCACAUACACCAGCUCAUAACAAAGGUAGUGUGAUGUGAAUCAAAAGUGGCAAAGAAGUACAGGUGUAACCUGAUGGAAGUUCUUUGUUAUUUACUCAUUUAUAUAUGCAUUGUUGUUUGAAUAUAACAAUCCACAUUUA